Humulus lupulus (European hop) is the source of this 2880-nucleotide messenger RNA. Its product is annotated as calcium-transporting ATPase 12, plasma membrane-type-like. Gene Ontology annotation, molecular function: nucleotide binding; P-type calcium transporter activity. The coding region runs from base 1 to 2880 and encodes 959 amino acids. NCBI's taxonomy places the organism in Eukaryota, Viridiplantae, Streptophyta, Magnoliopsida, Rosales, Cannabaceae. The record is from RefSeq and is a predicted model, not a curated record. The transcript has 2 exons. Gene Ontology annotation, cellular component: intracellular membrane-bounded organelle.
AUGAAACAAUAUGACUCGGAGAAACUUAUAGCUACAACACCAGAAGUUAAGUUAGAUGUAUAUCCGCACAGUUCAGCAGAGGAAGCAGCACAAGACGCCGUCGUUUCAGCCGAGAACAACGAUCAUGACGUUCAGAGCGACUUACAUCUCCAGUUCAAAAACAUUAACAACAUCAUAAAAGAGAAGGAUGUCGGUUCCUUACUUGAGUUUGGAGGUGCCCCUGGAUUCGCAGAGGCUCUCGGGACUGAUAUGGAGAAAGGAAUUCCUGAAGAUGACCGACACUGUUGUUUUCGCCAAAUAGCUUCCAAAACUUUCAACUUGCCGCCAGCUACUUCAAAACGCUUGAUAUUUCUAAGUCUAUUCAGAUCUUCAAACAACUAUAUCAUGUUACUUCUUCUACUGUCUGCUAUUCUCUCCAUUGGGUUUGGAAUUGAGGAAGAAGGCCUCAGGACUGGUUGGUGUGAAGGGGUCAUUCUCCUAAACGCCUUCAUCAUACUCCUGAUUUUCCCUAUCAUCCGCGACUUGUUGAAUAGUCUUUGCCACUUAAAAGGACAGCAAAAGCUUCUGGAAGAGAAGGAAAUGGCGGUAGAUGUCGUUAGAGGAGGAACGAAGAAGAAGAUCUCUACCUCGGAAAUCUCGUUGGGUGAUGUCGUAUGCUUGAAGCGAGGAUAUCAGAUUCCAGCCGAUGGUUUGUUUGUUUCUGGUGAUUUCUUGGAGUUGGAUGAUAAGGCCGUAGUGAAUGCUGCAAACCCUUUCCUCUUCUACGGCGCAGAGGUUAUUAACGGAGAGGGUAGGAUGCUGGUGACGGCGGUGGGUGAAAACACCGCGUGGGCUGAGAUGAUGAGCGCCGCAUGUCAUCAUGAUUUCAAGAAGAUGCCGUUUCAAGAUCAACUUGACAAGAUUAACACUUGGAAACAAAUAAUUGGUCUCUUGAUCUCCGUCUUCAUCAUUGUGGUCUUGUUCUUGCGCUUUGAGCUCACUAAACAAAGGGUCAAGUCUGGAAUGCCAGAUAUCAAGGGGAAACCAAUCACUGUCAAUGAAUUCAAAGAUGUUAUUAAGAGGAUUGUCACGAAACCAAAUGGAAAGAUUAGUUCCUUAAUCUUAUCACUCACCAUGCUCCUGGUAGGUGUGGUGGAAGGAUUACCAUUUUGUAUUACUCUUGCUAUUGCUUACUGGAGAAGAACAGGCAUGACCUUUGCUCAGGAACUGUCCGCUUGUGUCGCAAUGGGCUCUGUCACAGCCAUAUGUACAGACAGAGCAGGAGGCCUCACAUUGGAGCCACUGGAAGUGGACAAAUUCUUGAUCGGAGAAGCUGAAAUAACCAAUGAAUCGGCUAUAGCUUCAAAUGUAGGAGAAGCUAUUCGUGACGGAAUCAGCUCCACGCUUCUUCUCCCGCGAGCUCUUCGUACCGAAACAGAUGAGCCACUGCUUUCUUGGGCUAUGAUUAGGUUCCGGUUGAAGUUGGAAGCUCUGAGGCGGUCAUGUGCUACCAUUCUCCAAGUAAGAGAAUUGAUCGAGGAUGAGGAAGAAAAAGGAUUACUGAUGACGAAGAAUAAUGGUGACACUGAUACAACCAUGUGCAUGCACUGUAGAGGUCCAGCGACAAAGAUUCUGCCAAGAUGUUCACGUUACUAUAACAAUGAGGGAAUUCUAAAAGACAUGGACGACCAUAAAAGGUUGGAAUUUAAUCAUAUUGUCGAGCAGAUGGAGUCAGCACAUCUGAAAGUUAUUGCUUUUGCUUACAAGCAAACUGUUGCGGCCACGAUUGAGGAAAAUGACUUGACACUGCUGGGACUAUUUAGUCUGAAGAUGUCAAUCCGGGAAGACAUUAAAGAGGCCAUUAAAGCUUGUAAGAGAGCUGGUGUUAGAAUCAUACUUGUCUCAAAGGAUGAUGUGGAAACUCUGGUAGCAAUAGCCCAAAAGUUUGGCAUCCUCGACAAUAAUCUAAAAGCACAGGAGGUGAUCACUGGCCAUGACUUUCGUAAUCUCAAAGAUGAUGAGGAGAGAAUGAAGAUCGUAAGUGGAAUCUCAGUGAUGGGAAACUCACUCCCUUCGGACAAGCAUCUUUUGGUAAAUCUCUUAAAGAAGAAUGGGGACUCGCUCGCAGUUAUAGGUAUCGGAACAAACGAUGUGCCGGCGGUUAAAGCAGCUGAUGUUGGACUGGCCUUGGGGAGUUGGAGCACCAAUGUGGCCAGAGCAAGUGCAAAUAUCAUCAUGUGGGAUACAAAUAUCAGUAUCCUGUUCCCUAUGUUGAGGUAUGGAAGAUUCAUAAAUAACAACAUUCAGAACUACAUCAAACUUGAGCUAACCAUGCUUGUUUCAGGGCUCUUAAUAGCAUCCAUCACAAUAGCAUUUACUGGAAAUAUGCCCAUAACGACCAUUCAAUCGUCUUGGGUCAACAUGUUAGUGCCAUUGCUUGGUGGGCUUGCUCUUUUAACCGAGCCCCCAUCAGAAAAGUUGAUGGAUCAACCAUCUGAACGAAACGAAGCAGUUGUAACAAAGGCCAUGUGGAUAUAUAUAAUCUCCCAAGCUAUAUGCCAGGCUACCAUACUGGUGACAUUCCAAUUCAAAGGACAAGCUAUUCUUGGCACAAGUCAGAAAGUCAACAGAACUAUAAUAUUUAAUAGCUUUGUCCUUUGCCAGCUUUUUAAUCAAUUCAAUACCAGGGAACUGGUACUGAAGAAUAUGUUUAGGGCUAUGUUUUGGGUGGCUUUCGGAGUCGCUUUGGUACUGCAGUUGAUUUUUAUCGAGAUUGCUCACCUCCUUGGUGAUAAUUCUAGGUUGAAUUGGCCUCAAUGGUGUAUCUGUUUUCUAAUUGGGCUGGUUCCAAUGGCUAUAGAUUGGGCUGAAAAGUUCAUACUGGGCUUCAUUAAAGCAUAG